GCAGCGCAAGCCCUGGCAUCAAUUUAGUGAGCGGGACCUCAGACAGACAGAGGGACUACACGAGGACUGUUGGGGAACUUAGUUUUGACAGUUUUGCUUAAACCUUUUUGGCUGUGUGGAAUAACAAUCACUCGUAACUCCUCUUGAAAGAUGCUGCUGUUACUACUCGGAAUCAUCAUCCUGCAUGUUGCAGCCCUGGUUCUGCUGUUCGUGUCAACAAUUGUCAGCGUUUGGACAACUGAGAACACGUACACUUCAGACUUGUGGACUAACUGCACUACCUCAAGUGGCAGAUACCACUGUGACCCUGCAUCUAGCGGAGAGUGGAUCCAGGCAGUUCAGGCCCUGAUGAUCCUCUCCAUCAUCUUCAGCCUCCUGUCUCUCUUCAUGUUCUUCUGCCAGCUCUUCACCCUGCAGAAGGGCGGACGCUUCUUCCUUACCGGAAUCUUCCAGAUCCUGGCCAGCUUGUUUGUGAUGAGCGGGGCCAUCAUCUACACGGUGAUGAAUCCAGAGUGGGUGCCCGAGACCUCAUCCUUCGGCUUCUCCUACAUCCUGGCCUGGGUGGCGUUCCCCCUGGCUUUCAUCAGCGGACUCAUCUACGUUAUCUUGAGAAAGCGAGAAUGAGACCCCCCCCCGCCCCCUCUCCCCGGCCCCUCCAGAAGAAUAGAUCCCCCCCCUCCUCCCCCAAACCCACCGGUGUCCCUCCACACGGGCAAGACCCACCCUGAUCCCAACGAGGGUGACUGACACAACACAGCCACGCAAAACCCACACGGAAACAAUCCACAGUGUCUGAAUUUGAAGAUGUAUAUAGUAUCUAUGGUUUAAAACCUAUUUAUAACACUUUUUACAUACGUGUACAUAGUAUUGUUGUGUUGCUCUGUCAAUGGAGAUACUCAAGCUUUUUUUGUUUCAGCUGAUAAAGUGCCUAAGUAUUUGUUUGUAAUGACAGAAAAUUAGACGUUUGAUUUUAAUCUGUUUUGGUAAUCUAACAACGGAUUGGUAGAAAAAAAAAUAUGUUUUUGAAGUAUUUUAAUCAAAGUGCAUGUAUAAAAUAGAAAGCUAGGACGUGUUUGUAUUACCGAGCUUGCUUUACAAAUGGAAGACUGACGACAACCAAAGAGGUUUCAAUCUAACCACUCGACCCGGGCUCUGUUUGUGAAAUGACAAGUUUUAGCUUUUUUAUUUUCAUUAUUUUUGUAUUUCUUAAUUUCAAAAGAUGGUGCUAUGUAUUUACCAUUCCUAUUACUGAUAGCAAUCAUUUAGCGUCAUUAUGCGGUCGUUAAAAAACCUAAGUUCUGUCAUGAAGUAACAUAACUUGAGAGUCAGUGAUAGACUUCAGAGAGUUGGAUGUAGACUUGACUGUAAUGCCAAACUGUACUUGGGCUUGUUGGUCUCCAGACAUUGCUAAUGUACAAUCUGAAACUGAAUUAUUUGAUGGAAUCAUCAGAAUGGUCAGGAUCGAACCCAAACGUGUUGAACUAUGACUCUCAUAGGGGGAUGAGAACCACACACCAUCCGGGAUCGUCUGCCCAAUCGGAACUACUGUCACUCAUCACCAUGGUGACGGUGACAGGGUCCUGUUUGGGCUGGAUCCACAGUCACGGUAAACGUUGCGUGCUGUCUCCAAGAACACUAAAGACAGCUGGGGUCUUUGCUGCCCUAGCUACACUGAUGUAGGCUUCCAUACAGCUUAACAUAACUACCACAAACCUCACAUGCAGUCAAACAGCCCUGACUGACGGGAAAACGGAAGGAAAAGACAAGCAGGGUGCAGUUUUGUUACAAAAUUGUCUGUUUCACAUACUUGAAGUUUGACUUGCUGCGGCCACUGCCCACUGAAAUGCCGAAUUUUAAUUUCUUUUUUUUGUUGGUAAAUACUUCUAUUGAUGUCAUGUUAGUAAUAUCACGUCUACGACAGUCCAGUAUGAAUUCAAUAAAACAACCAAAGCUUCUAAAAUGGA
Hypomesus transpacificus is the source of this 1964-nucleotide messenger RNA. It is a transcript of the gene pmp22b, whose product is annotated as peripheral myelin protein 22b. Bases 151 to 624 code for a protein of 157 amino acids. The record is from RefSeq and is a predicted model, not a curated record. NCBI's taxonomy places the organism in Eukaryota, Metazoa, Chordata, Actinopteri, Osmeriformes, Osmeridae. The transcript has 5 exons. Gene Ontology annotation, cellular component: plasma membrane.